UGUGACAGAACACUUGCAGGUACUGGUUAAUACUUGUGUAAGGUAAAGUACCGUAGAUAAGUAGGUAAUUGUGUAAAGUGUUAUUAAGUGUAAGUGUUAAGAGGAAAUAACGGUAAGAGUGGAAGGCAUUAGAGGAGAAGGUCGUGCAGGAGGGUAAGGAUGGUUGUAAUGGCGGGAGUGUUGUGGUGUUAAAGGCACCAUGUUGUUGAUUGUGCUGGUUAUUGUGGGGCUUUGGGCCACCGCGGCCUGGCUCUUUCACACACAUUUGAACCAGGCACCAGCCAACCCCGCCCUCAAGAGCGCCAUUCCCUCGACCAAUAGUGUCAUUUCCUCUACCAGUAGUGCCAUUCCCUCCAUCACAAAGGAUUCCAUCACUCGUGCCGUCACCGACACCGCUAGUGCCAGCGAUUCAACAACCUCCAGCAGGGCCAUCACCAUCACCAGUGUCUCCAUUACCGCUAGUGACGAGUCCCCCAUCACCCCCGCCAGGGUCUCGUCCCCACCAUCACCAAAGGGCGAUGACCGCCUUCACUCCAAGCCAGAAAAUGAUGUUAGCGAGGAGGAGCGAGAACUGACACGUCGUCAAAAGCUCCUUAGAAAACGCCGAAGACUGAUCUCUCGUCUUUACGACCUCAACCAAGACGCUGACGAGAUUCUGAGGUUGUACUUCACCAACAGUGGCGGAGGUCAGUCAGCCUCCAACUCUGCCUCCCGCUCAGCCUCCAGGGAGAGAGACUCCAGCGCUGUCAGGCUCUUGGGGGUCACCACCCGUAGGGAAUGUACCGCGGGGCGCUCACAGGCUGGACUCCCGACCCUCCGACGACGAAGUGAACCCGUCCCUUCGUCGUCGACGGCCGUGUCAGUGCGGGCGGGGGUGACACCAGGACGGAUCUCAGUCGCCGAGGACGUCCCCAGGAUCCCUGUCGUGCGAGGAUCCGAUUCUCAGAGCCUCGGGUCCAGCGACGACUCUGGUAUCGGCUUCGAGUGCACGGAUGGAACCCAUAACCACAGCCAUCUUGAGCCGACCAUAUUCGGGACAGUGGCAGACGACCAGACCCCCAGGGACAACAGCACAAAGAGGGCAGCAGCUUUAACUCUCGGGGGAGCCAAAUUUGCUAUUGAAGCAGAUCCGUCAUUAGGAAGAUUUUGGCCGAAUGCUCAUAUUGGCCCAUUUGGUAAUAUGUAUCACUAUGAUCAUGUGGUGGCCCCCUUGGUAAUGUGCAAUCAGUAUGCUCCAAGAGUGGCCCACACCCUAAUAUGUAUUCAGUAUGCUCCUGAAGUGGCCCAUUUGGCAAUGUGCGCACACAGUGCUUGUCCGCUUGGCAACAAGUUCAUUAUGCUAAUGGAGUGGCCCACGUGGCGACAUGCAAUCAAUAUGCUCCUGGAGUGGCCCACUUUACAUAUAAACCUGUCUUGUAAUGCCCAGUACACCGAGUAUUACAAUCCAGGUUUCUCUGUAAAGUGGGCCACUGGAUGA
Messenger RNA from Homarus americanus (American lobster), 1477 nucleotides. RefSeq lists its product as uncharacterized. Bases 200 to 1477 code for a protein of 425 amino acids. NCBI's taxonomy places the organism in Eukaryota, Metazoa, Arthropoda, Malacostraca, Decapoda, Nephropidae. The transcript is spliced from 4 exons. The record is from RefSeq and is a predicted model, not a curated record.